AUGGAUCCAAGUACUCGCAAAAAUGGUGCCGCUCGAGUACCGAAAACACAGAAGGCUAAAACUCCACCUACACUCAAACCAAAGCCUCCUAAACUUUCUGCAACAACUUCAAAUAGAAUUGAUAGUGAGCCAAAUUCAUCAUCCACUCCUAAACAAUCGAAUUCCAACACAAUAGUGAUUCGUGGACCAAAUAUUAAUAGGCUGUCAAGCGUCUUUGAAGAUCCAAACAUAACAGCAGACCAAACGAUUAUCAAAUCCCAUGUCGCCCCGUCGCUUCCUUUAUCACCAAAAUUGCCUGUUCCUAUGGUUAAGAAAACUUACAUAAAAAAAUCUGUUUCACGUGACAAUGUUGCGAGUGAUAAAAAGGCGAAUAUUGAUGAAUCUUCGUUAAUAUUUGACGAUAUCAAGGCGAAAUUUCAACAAGCUGACGAUGGUGAUAAUGCGAUUCCUAUUCAAACAAAAAAAUUUGUCAGUAAUCGCCCUAAUGAAAGAGUAAGUACACCUACUAGCUCAUCCAAACAUACAAAUAGUGUCAAUAUUAAAGAAUCAGACUCAUUCGCAAGUAGUGAAGAUAGUGUCGAUCUUGAUUGGACAUAUAUUAAUCAGGUAUUAGAGAUGAAUGAGGGAAAUAGUUUAAAUGAUUCAGAUACUAUAUCACAGCAAACGACAUCAAAUUCAUCAAUUAAUAAAAGUCUUGGAAGAAAUAAUUCACAUAGCGCCCAAUCUUCAAAAAGAAAUUCUAUUAUACCAUCAAAUGAUUUUGAAGCAAAGAGAGCUAGUAUUGCGAAUUUACUUUCAGGGUCAUCUCCGAUUUUAGUACGGCCCAGGGAAUUACAUUUAGAAACGUCAAAAGCUUUACCUCCGAUACCAACGCAAUCUCCUUCACAGUCUCCAUCUAUAAAGGUUACGUCCCCUCUUUCAGAUAUAAAUAGUGGAUCUAAGAGUGAAAUAUCAUUGACAAGUUUUUCAAGUGAAACAACGCUUGUUGAAGAGGAUGAGUAUUCAAUUGAUUUAAAAAGGCGCAGAAAGUUGUGGAAUGUUAUAAAAGAGUUAGUAGAAACUGAAAGGAUUUUCUUUCAAGAUAUGAUACUUCUGGAAGAGGUGUAUUAUAUACAAGCGCAACAAAUUCCUAUUUUCAAUCCAUAUGACUGUAAAACAAUAUUUAGUAAUCUUUCGGAUAUAAUAGACUUUUCGGAGCAUUUUUUAAAUUUAUUGCUUGUAGCUAGUGGAAUUGGAGAGACGGAUGAUGACCCCGGUAAACAUUAUGAACAUGAAAAUGAUAAUACAGCUAUCGGAGAGGCAUUUGCACAGAUGAUGAGAAAGUCUCAGGGUGAGGACAGUAGGUUAGAAGCAAUUUAUGGAGAAUAUUGCAAACGGCAUGAAGCAGCUGUUCAAAAACUUCAAGAAUUCGAUAAUGAUGAACAAGUUCAAGGAUUUUUACAGAAAUGUAAAAGCCAAUGUGAAGGUCGAACGAGAAGUUGGGAUAUUGCUAGUCUUUUAAUUAAGCCUGUGCAACGAGUAUUGAAAUAUCCACUCUUAUUGCAACAAAUUUUAUCACUUACAAAACCUUCGCACCCAGAUUAUGAGCAUCUUCAAUUUUCUUUUUCAGAAAUUACAAAAGUUGCAGAACGUAUUAAUGAAAUAAAGAGGCGCAAAGAUAUAGUUGAAAAAAUUGUAGGGAGUAAAAAAAAGUCAGAUGCAGAUGUGAGUCUUUGUGUAUUACAUUUAAUUGAAAAAUGUAAUAUAUGCGUUGCUUUAGGCAUGGUAUUACGAAAUCAUUUACAAGAAGAGAUAAAGCAUGCUACCGGUAUUGCAAAACCUACAGAAGAUGAACUUUAUAAAGCUUAUGUGGCCAAGUUUAAAACUUUAGAGCAAAAAGGAAUUCAAUUAGCUAAGGAUGUGAGAAAUUGGGUAAAGAAUGUUAAAAUGUUUUUUGAAGACCAGCAACGCUUAGCAGCUGCUAUCGAAGACUUUUAUAUAUUAGGGGUUGCUGCUAAUAAAAAUUCGGAUGAUUGUGUGAGAAUUGUUGAAUAUGGAAAGGCUAUUAGAAGCUUUUCAUUAUCUUGUGGAAAGGAAAUGGAAGACACAAUCAAGAAAAUAAUAUAUCCUCAAAUUGAAAAGAUUUUGGAUCACUUUAAAGCACCUGCAGCUGUAAUGAAGAAACGAGAACGAAAGAUUUUAGAUUAUGACCGAGCAAAUUCGAUUAAAGCUAGAGGUGCAACGCCCGACAAAACGCUCCAACAAUCUGCAGACGCUUUUAAGUCGAUUUCAGAUCAAUUGCACGAAGAAUUGCCCUUGUUUUUUGUUUACAUAACAGAAUAUUUUGAUAUAAUUGUGCAAGAAUUAAUUAAAAUUCAAGCUAAAUUUUACCGUCAGAUGGAUAUGGAUUUCCGACAAUAUUUUUGUAAAUAUGUAGACGUAGAGGCUCUACAGGAAAUAUCAGAUGACAGAGAAUUGGUUUUGAGAGAUAUAGAUGUAACUACAGAAUAUACAAAUUAUUUCCAUGGCUCAUUGGGAAUGGAAGACCGAUUAAGUGAAUUGGUUAUUUUGAAUAAUAGGCAAGAUUUUACUGAAGGUAAUGACAGACACAGAAAUGGCCAAAGAUAUAGUUUUUCAGAAUCGCUUGGAUCUUCAGGCUCAUCAAAACAAGCUGAUGAUUCACAAAAUCGAACAGAACGAUCGUCAUCAUGGUAUUCGGAUAAUUCAUUAAAUAACAGAAUACAAAACUCCUUCGGGCUUGAUGAUUCAGAUUAUGAGAAUCGAUCAAAAAACUUUUUAGACGAUGGUUUUAAUUUCCAAGAAAUUAAAAAAAGAUCGCAACAACGAUAUAGUGCUCACAAAAAAUAUGCUACUGAUGGUGCUAUAGAUCAUCGAUCACUAGAAGAGGAUGACGAUGAUGAUGUAUUUCAUGAUUCCUUGACCGGUGAGGAGGAUGACGAAACCCUAUUUUUAUGUCAAACUAUCCAUACAAAUAAUUCGAAAGAAAAAAAUGAAUUAAACUUUAAGCCAGGAGCUUUGCUCAAAAUUAUAUUUAUCGAUGAGAGUGGGGAUUGGUGGUUUGCGGUCAAUGCAGAUACUGGAGAUAGAGGAUGGGUAGAUCCGGCUUUUGUUGAGAGGAUUGGUUAA
Dentiscutata heterogama is the source of this 3126-nucleotide messenger RNA. Lineage: Eukaryota; Fungi; Glomeromycota; Glomeromycetes; Diversisporales; Gigasporaceae. The record is from the annotation of a GenBank genome assembly.